Messenger RNA from Histoplasma capsulatum G186AR, 957 nucleotides. RefSeq names its product oxidoreductase. Gene Ontology annotation, molecular function: oxidoreductase activity, acting on NAD(P)H, oxygen as acceptor. The transcript is spliced from 4 exons. Lineage: Eukaryota; Fungi; Ascomycota; Eurotiomycetes; Onygenales; Ajellomycetaceae. Gene Ontology annotation, cellular component: intracellular anatomical structure. The record is from RefSeq and is a predicted model, not a curated record. The coding region runs from base 1 to 957 and encodes 318 amino acids.
AUGCCUCCUCUCUUCAGUCAAACUACAUCCACAACCAACCACGAUAGGCCGCCGUCUACAAAUGAUACCCAAACAGCGCCGCCGAUAGCUGGAAGACCCAGCAGCUCCCUAAAGGAAAAAACCAACCUGAUAGACGAUGUCAAACCAAGCAUCUAUCUAGGCACCAAAGAUAGACUGCCAGAAUUCAUCCUGACUGACAAAGUCGUCUUGGUGUCUGGUGCUGCACGCGGGCUGGGAUUGACGCAGGCCGAGGCCUUGCUGGAGGCUGGUGCAAUUGUCUAUGCUCUUGACCGCCUUGAAAGCCCUUCUCCCCAUUUCUAUCGCGUCCAGCAACGAGCGGCUGAAGAGCUGAACACGAAGCUCCACUACCGUCGCAUUGAUGUGCGCGAUGCCGAAGGUCUGAACGAGGUUGUCAAGGAAAUUGCAGACCAUGAAGGUCGAAUGGACGGCCUUGUUGCCGCAGCGGGCAUUCAGCAGGAAACUCCGGCGCUCGAGUACACGGCCAAGGACGCCAAUAUGAUGUUUGAGAUCAACAUCACAGGCGUGUUUAUGACUUCGCAGGCCGUGGCGAAGCAGAUGAUCAGGUUUGGCAACGGAGGGAGCAUCGUCAUGAUCGCCAGCAUGAGUGGGACGAUUGCCAACAGGGGUCUAAUCUGCCCCGCUUACAACGCUAGCAAAGCCGGCGUCCUCCAACUCGCCCGCAACCUCGCUUCGGAAUGGGGCCAGCACGGCAUCCGGGUCAACACCAUCUCUCCCGGCUACAUCGUUACAGCCAUGGUCGAGGAGCUGUUUGUGCGGUACCCCGAGCGUCGGACUGAGUGGCCGAAGCAAAACAUGCUCAAUCGGCUCAGCACACCACAGGAGUACCGAGGUGCUGCUGUGUUUUUGAUGAGUGACGCGAGCAGCUUUAUGACGGGGAGUGAUUUAAGGAUGGAUGGGGGCCAUAGUUCAUGGUAG